AUGGCGUGCCCUGUAAAGACCGUCACUAAAAUGACUUGGUGCAUGGAGCCGCCCAGCAAUCCUUGUCCAAGCAGCUCGCUGUUCACACAUGAUGUUGGCAAGGUUCGAGAUUUUAUCGAGAACCAGCACCGGAAAAAGAAAGACGCUACGACCACCCGAUUUACCAUAACUUGUUCUACAUUGGAUACUAUAUCUUGGCAUCCCCUAACAUGGGUAAUCUUAGGAGAAAUAUGUGUCAACGACUCAUUGAAACGAUCGAGCACAGAUGCGGGUGUAGAAUCGAUUCCCCCGGCAGUGUCAUUGAAUUCGAGGGCUGCAACAACUGUGGCAUCAUUAAGCGAACACAGCAAAUGGGGAAGACAACUAAGAGGGACCCAUGCCCUGAUUGUAUCGCCAAUGGUCUCUGGGUGA
Molecule: messenger RNA, 411 nt
Organism: Histoplasma capsulatum G186AR
Lineage: Eukaryota; Fungi; Ascomycota; Eurotiomycetes; Onygenales; Ajellomycetaceae
Exons: 4
Coding region: 1-411 (136 amino acids)
Source: RefSeq, a predicted model, not a curated record